ACAAUUUUUCUUUCUCUUCUUUAUUAUUAUUAUUAUUCAAAAUAUGUCCAAUAGUAGUAGUUUUCUGCCCGCAUCGCGAGUAGCAGACUAUUUCUUUGUGGCUGGACUUGAUGAUGCUAAUAUUAUACCAACAUUUGAGAAUGCCAAAAAGUAUCAACAAUUAAGUGACAAUGACAAUCACUACUACCAGCAACAAGAGAUGGCCAUCAAUGGUACAAAAACAACAGCUACUCGGCCCCGUCCUCAAGGAGUCACGUCAGACCCAACAUUUCUAAAGUCAUUCCCAAAGGAAGAGGCAUCUAAUUCACUAUUAGGCGUGCUAGACCAUGUUCAAACCGUCAUUGAUAAUUUCGAUAAAGAAAGGGACAUGGCUCGUGAUAAUGUGAUUGCAGUGCAUGACGCUGACAAGUACAAACGAAGUGAAAGCGACAAGACGAUAAAAGUACAUAGGUCAAAUACGAGAAAAUGGAGAAGUCCUUCCGAGUCAAAGUCAGAACAUAAAAAGUCUACAGCGUCCAAUAUAGAACAAGUAGAUAAAAAGAUACCAAACAUAUUAGAAUUAAAAUUUACACCUACUGUCUUAAUGCGAUACCCAAGUACAAGUUAUUCUGAGCAUGAACCAUUUCCAGCCUAUGCAGCCAUGUUUUGCUUUCCUAGAGAUAUUUCACUAAUUUAUGGAGAUUCACCGCCUCCCGAAAAGUCUCAUUCAUUUGCAAUGACAGAUGAAAAUGGAGGUACAGUCUACGGGUCCUGUGUGACGUUUUACGAGAAGCUACCUUCAGAACUACAUCAAGCUGUGAAUCAGGCUAUUCAAGAAUGGGUGGCUGUCAAUAUGCCAACGAGCACUAUUGAGUAUGCUCAACACUUGAAGGGAAAGAUUGAUGCCGAAAUGGCAGCUGCAGAGGAGGCAAAGAGAGAAACAUUGGGCGGCAGACAGAGCCUAGAAGAUCAAGUGAGAUCAUGUCAGGAGAAUAUGGAUCUAUACAAAGAACUCUUGGAGCCUGUAAAGAUGGCUGUAUGCAAUGCCGAGUGUAUUUGGGUGCCAAAAAGCAUUGGUUUGCUAGGGAGAAUGCCUUGGAUUGAUUUAUACGAUGAUUGGCUUCGCAUCGUGCUCGAUAAUGUAGUGGGUGUUGGUGGAUACAGACAUGAUAAGCCUACGAUCGAUAUUGAAAGUGCUAUAGUCAACUUGAUCGACGAAGUACCAUUGCCUCCACCAGGAAGAUUCGAAAUUGGAUUAACAAUCAAUUCAAGACCUUUAUUCUUUUCACGGCCUCCGAUAAACCAAGUGCCUAUAUUAAAAAAUGUAAACAAGGCAUAUAGUUUUUCACUCUAUCCUCUAUUUCGAGCUCUAUCACCUCACUUAAUACUUGUCAUUUUGGAAACACUAUUAGCUGAAGGAAAGGUUAUAUUUCUAUCGCAAUACCCCAGCAUGCUUUCUUUGGCCUGUGAAUCAUUUAGAUAUCUGCUUUUUCCUUUUUACUGGCAAUUUGUAUAUAUUCCUGUACUUCCAGAAAGGUUACUGACGUGCUUGCAAGCGCCUGUUCCCUAUCUUGUUGGUUUUCAAGGCAUAAUGGAAGAUCUAGGCGAUCAUGUACCUGAAGAUGCAUGUAUUGUAAACAUUGAUAGCAACACCAUUCACCAAAGUUUGCGAGUGAUGCCUUUACCGGAACGACAAAGGCGUAAAUUACAAUCUGCACUUGAACAGUAUGCACCAUUGCAUACACGAUAUAAGAUCCCAUACGGCGUACCGUUGCCAGUACAAAACACAUUUCCAAAAGGAAAGCUCAUUCUUCACUGCAGCAGGUCAAGGACGACAGAUGUGUAUGUAAGUCCUGCCCGACUCCCACGCGAUUCUGAAAGCUCAGACACGACAUCAAUUUGGUCCAAUCCUGCCUCUCUUAUUUCCAACUCUCUUGGUCUGAGUAGUAACGUCAGCACCCGAAGUUCAAAUGAGUCAUCGGGCACAUCCUACGAAAGUAAGGAAGAUCCAACACCCAGUCUACCUCAAUUUCCUGGUUCAGCAUUUUUUUCAACAAACUAUAACUCUUCGACAACCUCUCUUCAAAGCACGCUGACCGGCCCUAUCAGACCUUCUCUAUCGAGCUCGUCCAAUAAAUCACCGCAUCAGCGCGUAUCUAUGCCGAUUACAGCAGCUACACCAUCAUCGAAUGGGCAUAAUUCGUAUAGAAAAGCAAACCAAAGACGAUCUGAGCCUCCAAAGGGCGCAGAUAAUUUAUUCAGUCUUAACCAAACGACCGAUUCUCAGGAUACAUCUAAAAACAGGCUUUCCACCUUCAUGUCAAAACCCAUGGCGGUAUUCCAGCAUGACACAGGGCAUUCAUCACCUCAUAUGCCUACACCAUCUUUACAAAAAGCAAACGAGUUUGAUCCUCACUACUACAACUACAUGCCACGUCGUAUAAAACAUAUUGAAGGACAUAUGAUGGCAGAAAUCUUUACAGCCGAGCUCAAUCGUUUCCAAGGGUAUCGAUGUGUCUGUGGUCGACAAGUGACUGAAGAACAACAAGGGGAGCGAAAGGCUCAGAUGUUUAUGUGUUGUCAGGAAUGUAAACUAGUGACACAUGAUACCUGCACAGAUCAGAUCCUUCACCCAUGUUUGCCUAGUUGCUUUGAUGAACAAAAGAUCCAUAAUGCCUUUAUCCGCAUGUUUGCUUCCCUUUUAUACAAUUAUCGAACAGGCUUUGUUGACCAUUUGGAUAAUCAUGCAACAGCCAUCACUGCUUCUAAUACCACAAGUUCUGGUAGGGUUCAGCCUUUGUAUUUCUCAAAGGAAAAGUUCCUGAAGCAUUCUGAUAAGGAUACAAGAGAAUUUUUAUCCCACUUGAGCAAUUCUCAAAUGUUCACUCAGUUCAUCACAGAUCGAUUACUGAAACCUGAACAAGAUCCAGAAAUCCUAGUGUUUGAUGAAUACAUCAAGUUAAAAUUAAAUAGAUCUAGACUCAAGCUUGUCAAGGAUGAUACACCAUUUUUAAACGAUGAUUCAUUUAGAGUAUCACAGAUUAUAUGGGCAACACCACCUGUGAAUGACAUUGGAGAGAAAAAGUAUAAACGAUUUCCAACUAAUCUUCAAUUCAAGAAAUAAUGUAUAUUUGUAAUUGUGUACACACUUUUGUAUUACUAAUACUAUUAAUGGCAACAAUAAACCUUUUAAUAUGACUUUUAAAAAAAGAGAGGAGAGAGAGAGAGGAUGGGAUUCAUACAAGAAGGAGAGAGAAGAAUUGAUGUUUGGUCACGUUUACCUUUUUAUCAUCAAAGAAAAAAGCAUGAAUAUAUUUGUAAAAAGGGCGUUCAUUUUAACUCUAAUCUCCUCAAUGCAUCGCAUGAAUAACUCUCCUAAAUAAAAUUGAGCUUUCCCUGAAUGAUG
Molecule: messenger RNA, 3385 nt
Organism: Rhizopus microsporus ATCC 52813
Lineage: Eukaryota; Fungi; Mucoromycota; Mucoromycetes; Mucorales; Rhizopodaceae
Product: DENN-domain-containing protein
Exons: 11
Coding region: 44-3103 (1019 amino acids)
Biological process (GO): regulation of Rab protein signal transduction
Cellular component (GO): cytoplasmic vesicle
Source: RefSeq, a predicted model, not a curated record